CAACCGCGACACAAUAAAAAAGGCGGUUGGCAAAGUCUCCCGUUGACUUCGGAUAAACACAGGUAGCUUUGACAGUUACAAAGGGCAAGAGGCAUGCCCAAGAGAUUCCGAAGACGAUCCCGACAGAACGUUAGCGACUCUGAAGAUGGAUGAAACCAGCGAUGACCCGCUGAAAACGUUAGAGAAAGCCUACUGUCCCCCUCUUGAUGCCGCCCUAUUUACGGCUAUUGUUUUCGACUAUGACAUUACAGACCCCGCGCAGCUCCAGCAGCUGCGCGAAACUCUAGACACGCUGAAACUGUCCGCAUGGGAACAAGAGGAUCUGCCAUUUGAUCCGUCUGGGACGAGCGGACUAAACCUAGGGAGCGGCUUUGACGUUGAUGCGAUUUUAUCCGAACCUAGCGGGUCUCAGAAUGACACCGUGCGAUCACGCGAGACUGAUCUCACCAGUGAGCUUUCGUCUCUAAGCGUGGGCGAUAAGGGCCGCCCAGGAUGCUCGUCGCGUGUGUCAUACAUCAUUGGAUCUGACGGAACCCUUUCUCUCUUUGGGGCAACGGAAGAGGACAAGAUCUUCUACUUGGCGGAGAUGUUUCCCUCGGCUGAGCGCUUUACGAUCCAACAUACCCUCAAGAAGGCUAAUGGCGACGUUGACCGGUCUAUGGACAUUCUUCUAAACCUUGCCUUUUUUGACGAGCAACCUUCUGUCGAGGAUGGGACCAAGGUCCUUGUGCCGAAGGGUGUGGACGGGUUUGAGGAUGGCGGAGGCGGAGGCGGGCGAAAGAAAGGGCGUAAGCGCAAGGGGAAGAAUAAGAGCGGGAGAAGCGAGGUCCCGUCUCCUCUUAGCUCGGAUCUAGAACCGCUGUCUCCAGACACAAGUAGUACGGCCAAUAAGUGGGAUGCCGCGCUAAGGGACGUCGACUUCAUUUUCUCUCGGACCUUUCCUAUUCUAAAGAAGGAAACCAUCACCUCAACAUAUCAUGCCAAUGGAGCUUCCUUGCCUGCGACCAUUCGGUGCCUCGCAGAUGCGAAUGCGCCCAAGGUUGUGCCGACUAGCAAUGAACACCCAGUCAUUGGCGCGCAGGUAGCGGAACUGACGCAAGAGUUCCCUUCUCUUGCGCCGACCCUUUUGGCUGGUCUCUUGGAAAUUACAAGGAAUUCAAUAUCGGCGGCUCACGAGUUAGCAGCCGCACUUUUGGCAAGCCCCACAACACAGCCGGUCACUGAGCUGAUCAAAUUCACCACCUCGCCUCCGCCAGUUGAUGCUGAGCAAGCGGUUCCCAAGAAACGGACUACCGAAUCCAGAUCGUCUUCCUCCCAGAAUUACGAGCAAGUGAGUAUUUCAGCGGGUUACCAUUUCUCUGCCGGAGCAGAAGCCCUGUCAAAAGCUUCGGCAGCUUAUAAGCGCGGGAAGUCGGACCGGUUAAUGGGGGGUGCAGCUGCAUAUUACUCUGCAGUUGGCCGCGACUAUCUUGAGCGCGCAAAGCGCGAGGCUGCCGCAGCCGCCGAUGCACUGGCGGACUCACAAUCAACGUGGAACACGUUGGAUCUACAUGGGGUUUCGGUGCAGGAUGCAGUGCGCAUCGCGGCGGCACGGGUGUCGCAGUGGUGGGAAUCCCUUGGCGACUCCAAAUAUAUGCGAGGAAGCAGCGGCGAUCCCGCCAGAGGAGGAUAUCGCAUCAUCACUGGCCUUGGACGACAUAGCCACGAUGGUACAUCACGUCUCGGCCCUGCUGUGGGGAAGAUGCUGGCGCGCGAAGGGUGGAAGGUGGAGGUUGGCGAAGGUAUUUUGACAGUAGUAGGAGCUGUUCGGCGUCGUUAAAUGAUCUCUGUGAUAUUUUAGUACUUGGUUAUUGUUCGAGAUAUCCUCUCAGCGUUUUAUCUGGAGUUUUUUUAAGCGAUCUCCCACGGGAUAUGUAUGUAUAUGAAUGAUUUCACUAUCUAGGUAGCAACCACCACCACCACCACCACCCUGAAUAAAAUAGACAAUAUUUCCAAAA
Aspergillus ochraceoroseus IBT 24754 is the source of this 1997-nucleotide messenger RNA. RefSeq names its product Smr domain protein. Gene Ontology annotation, molecular function: ubiquitin binding. NCBI's taxonomy places the organism in Eukaryota, Fungi, Ascomycota, Eurotiomycetes, Eurotiales, Aspergillaceae. Bases 146 to 1819 code for a protein of 557 amino acids. The record is from RefSeq and is a predicted model, not a curated record. The transcript has 2 exons.